AUGGACUGUCCAUCCUCCGUCUCAACGAGGAGUUUUAAAAUUCACAACAAAUCAAUAAAAAAGGCUUAUUUGGUACUGUAUGCGUUGCGAAGGUCAUUGCUGAAGGUCUCGGAAAACAGCAGGUCACAAUGAGUUCCCUCUCUGCAGACAGGAAGCCCCCUCUAGACUACGGUGUCCAGAUUCGCUUCAUCAAAGAUUUGGAUGAUGCUGGCGGAGGGUUUCCAGACAGGAGUCGACUGGCCAAUGGAGUUGGUGGUGUCAGCAAUGGGACUCCUUCGCCGUCUAAGUAUGGAGUAGCUGUGCGAGUUCAAGGCAUUUCAGGACAGCCCUAUGUGGUGCUCCAGGAUGGAGAAAAAGGGGACUCUUAUGGAGUACAGCUGAAGACUCAACCACAAAUCCAGAGCGCACCCCCAGUUAUCUCUCAGACAUCCCCAUAUAACACCAUGCUUCUGGGACAAAGGGAAGGGGCUCGAGCUCCCCAAGGUUCAUAUAACCCUACUGACCAACCUAGUUCUCCAGAUGAAGACUUUGGAAGUCCUUUAAGGAGGCCACCUGGCGAUGGACAGGCUGGGACUCAAGGUGAAGCCGAGCCCAGGACUACAGAACGCCUCACCCCCUCUACUCUUGCUCCCAAGUUAGACAAAAAGGACAAUGAUGCUUUUAACGAAGCAGGCCUUAGGAAGGUCAAACAGAAUGGGAUUGGGAGUAGUCUGAAUGGGACAGGGCUAAAUGGAUCUUUCCCUCCUCCCUCUUCUGCACAAGAUGAGGAUCAGGCCCCAGCUAUAGACACUAAAUCCUUGGCUCCAAUUAAUAAACUCAUUAGCCGCUUUGGUGGUGGUGGUUCUGGUGACAUUCUUAACUCAGAAGCACAAACUCGGCCUCGACUUGAUAACAGAGUUCGCUCUCAGAGUGCAGAUGCUCUCAACAAACCUUCUGAAGAGACCUCAUCAACCUCGCCGACAAUAAACCCCUAUGCCCCCAUUACUUCAGCUACAGUGCCCAAACUCAACUCAACGAAACCAUCAUCAACUGGCAGUCUAGGACGAGACGCCACCUCUGUUGCUAAAGUGGCCGCUGUCCCCAACUUCAAACCUCUCGCUUUCAACCAAUCACCAAAGCUGUUUGUGCCCAAGGAGGCACCCCCUGCUGUACCAAAGAAACCAGUGACCCCUGACCUCAUAAAGAGCCAGACUACAAGUAUAGAGAACGGAAAUGGAGAGGAUGCCCAGACCAAACAAGCCAUUUACAACAUACUUAAAGAAGGGUCUAUUGAGAAGGAGGAAGCCAUCAAGCGCAAAGCAAGCCUCAUUCAUGAAAGGUUCUGUGGGGUGAAGGCUCCUCAGAUCUCCGUGACUGACAGCAACAUGAAGACUGAACUGGAGCAGGCCUUCAGCAGAAACACACAAUUACAGCAACAGCUGGACAAGAGCAGGAGAGAACUGCAGGAAAACCAGGACCAAAUGGUGGAGCUGCGCAUGGAUCGGGAGGGAGCGGAGUCUCGAUUGCGACAGCAGGAGGAUCAGCUCGCUCAGCUUCAGGAGGAGCUCAGAAGAACACUGGAGAACUCGCCUCAGUCUGACAACAUGCAGCUGGACUUAUUGACGGUGCAGGCCGAGCUGUCAGAGUCUCAGAUGCUGAGGCAGAAGCUGGAGGACACUUUGAGACAGAGAGAGCGAGAACGUUCACACGCUCUGAAGGAGCCCUUAAGGACGAGGGUGGCAUCUCAUGAUAAAGAGAUGGGCCUGAGAGAGCAGUUCAGUCAAGACAUGGAUGCUCUGCGGCACAGCAUGGAGACCGUCUCACAGUCUCAGCUGGAAAUUGAGGAGGAGCGUCAGAAGGUGAACGCCUCUAUUCUGGCUAUGGAGGAAGAGCUUGAGGGCUACAAAGAGCAAAGCGAAGCAUGGAAGAAGCAGUUUAGCUCCGCCAACCAAGAGCUUCUGAAGGCUCAGCAGGAGAAGAGAGAACUAGAAGAGAAAUUGCUCGCAGUUGCAAAACAGACUGAUGAAACGGAUUCAAAUGCAUUGAUGAAAGAGUUGCAGCAGUGCCGAGAUGGUCUGAAAAAAGCUCAAUCAGAACUGGAAAAGCAGAAAACUGAGGCACUGAAAAAACAGGAGGAGCUUAAAUCAGCUACGGAGAGCAUGAGAAGCGGGAAAAAUGAGCUGAAGGCAGAAAUCGACAGACUAAUAAAUCAGUCAAAGAAAGAUAAAGAGGAGCUUUUAAAAGCAAUGGAGAAAACACAACAGCCUUCAAUAUCAGACGAAACCAAGGAUACUGAAAGCAAUGUAGAACUUCAAGAGGCCAAUGCUCGCUUGAGGGAGAGAAUAGCACGCAUGACGCGGCUGCACUCGAGCGUUCCCGAAAGCAGCUCCUCUGAUGUUCUGGAGGAGGAGAACCGGAGCCUGAAGACUCAGCUGGAGGAGUCGCGACGUGCAGCCUCUCGACUGGGUGUGGAGAAAGAGGAGCUGAACCGACGGCUGGAGGAGCGCGAGAGAGAGAGGGAAGCUUUGAGACGCGGCAAGAGCGACCUGGAGGAGCAGAAGAGACUGCUGGACCGAUCCCUGGACAAGAUCAACAAGGAGAUGGAGUCUAUGAUGGGAGACUCUCGUCAGUCGGUGCAGGUUCUUCAGUCCCAGCUGGAUGAAUUCAGGGAUCGUUCUCGCAGAGAGCUGCAGGACGCUCAAAGACUCGGUAAAGACAGGCUGGUUGAGCUGCAGAGAGCGCAGGCCCUCCUCAAAACCACCCAGGAGGAGGUGUCUCGUGUGAAGAAGGAGCUGCUGUCGUGCUCAGAGGAGAGAGACAGCGCCCAGCUGGAUAAAGAGCUCCUCAGCAGCCGACUUAACAUGGAGACAGAGCUGCACACGGACAGAAGCUCACAGACGGACCGCAGCAGAGAGAUUCGUCUCUUAGAGGACAAAGUGAAGACAUUAGAGAUUGAGCUGGAUGAGGAGAAGAGCGGAGCGGAGCUACUGAAUGAACGCAUCACUCGCUGUCGAGAGCAGGUGGAUCAGCUGCGAUCUGAACUGAUGCAGGAGCGAUCAGCCAGACAUGAUCUUGAGAUGGACAAAAGUGCACUGGAGAGACAGAUUAAAGAGUUGAAGUCUCGUAUUGCUGAUAUGGGCACUCAGUCUCGUCCCUCGGCUGGAGUCACAAUGCUGGAAAACAAGGUUCAGGAGCUGGAGGACCGUCUGCGCAGUGAAGAGAGGGAGAAAAACACCAUUCAGGCAGCACAGAGGAGAUUAGACAGAAAACUAAAGGAUGUGACGGCCACCCUGGACCAGGAGCGAAAUCAACACGCUGAACAGAGAGACCAGCUGUCUCUGCGAGUGAAGGCUCUGAAGCGUCAGCUGGAUGAGAGCGAGGGUGAGGUGGAGCGUCUGGAGGGUGUCAGACGGAAGGUUCUGCGGGAGCUUGAGGAGCAGCGGGAGCUACAGGCGGCGCUGCAGGCCAAAGUCAACGCAAUGGACAAUGAGCUCAAGAGGAAGAUUCAGCAGUCCCGACGGUCGACUCUAGGAAGCACAUUAAGCUCUGAAGAGGAGGACAAUUAUUCAGACACCAAGAGCAUCACGUCUAUUCUCACCGAAUCACCGCUUCAGACCACCAGCUGUUAAAGACUCGACACACACGUAUUUUGAUUUCUGUAAAUGCAAAAAUAGCAGAUGAAACAUGAAAGAUUGCUGAUCAUAUGCAUUACAGCAGUGUUUCCCAACCCUGUUCCUUAAGACGCUCUAACAAUACACAUUUUCAACCUCUUUCUAAUCAAACACACCUGAAUCAACUCAUCAGAGCAUUAGAAGCGACUCCAAAACUUGAAGGUAAUGGGGCAGAUCCAAAAGGGAGACAUCCAAAAUAUGUACUGUUGGUGUGCCUCCAGGAACAAGGAUGGGAGUUAGAGACAUGAAGGAUACUAAUGAAGUGAGUUCAACACUGUGAAAUGCUGCUGUGAACUGCUGGGAUUUUGAGCAUGGAGUGAUGUCAUGUGUGUUUUUGACAGGUGUUGAUGGGUGAAGCAGAUAGUGUGAAGAAGAUUCAUCAACCAAAAUGUACUUUUGUAUUGUUUUUGAUAAGUGUUCAGUUCAGAAUGAUUUGUUUUUGUUGUUGUUUGUAAGUGUUGUUGUAGCAAUUCUCUUAUCUGUUUAAAGUGUUGUCGGUUAAAGGAUUUUAACAUUCUUAAUUAAAUUACUUUCAUUUUCAGAGGUAAAUGAUAUCAGUGAAGGAUUUCAGUUUGAUAGGAUGUAUAAACGCAAGGUACAUCAGCUCAGAAAUAUUUAAAUUUUUAGACAAAACUUUUGUAAGUGUUCCCUGUUUGCUGUAAUUUUACACACUUGAGUAAAUUAUUAUAAAGGACAUUCAGAAUGUAGUUUCCAAAAUAUGAUUGACAGCGUUUGUGCCAAGACAGAAAAAGGGAAAGGAUCUUUUGAUGUUAUGGCUUUGAUAAUGAAAUUUUGUAUUUGCCAUUAAUUUCCAUACCUUUAGAAAGCUAAUGUAAGCUGCUUUUUGUAUUAUUUACAGAUGCAUAUACUGCAAACUGCAUAUUUAGGUUAAUCAGAAUGCAUUUGCCCAUCUGAUAAUAAUUUAUAACUGAUUUGGAAGUCAAUUUCAUAUUACCCUGUACAAUAUAAGAAUGUAUAUAAUGCCCUGUGUUCAAAGUUUAUUCUUCCACUACAGAGUAAAACGUUUAAAUAACUUAAA
Danio aesculapii is the source of this 4689-nucleotide messenger RNA. It is a transcript of the gene cgnb, whose product is annotated as cingulin b. The record is from RefSeq and is a predicted model, not a curated record. Gene Ontology annotation, cellular component: myosin complex. Lineage: Eukaryota; Metazoa; Chordata; Actinopteri; Cypriniformes; Danionidae.